Colletotrichum higginsianum IMI 349063 is the source of this 1350-nucleotide messenger RNA. RefSeq names its product Sulfate transporter. The record is from RefSeq and is a predicted model, not a curated record. Bases 1 to 1350 code for a protein of 449 amino acids. Gene Ontology annotation, biological process: molybdate ion transport. The transcript has 2 exons. Lineage: Eukaryota; Fungi; Ascomycota; Sordariomycetes; Glomerellales; Glomerellaceae. Gene Ontology annotation, molecular function: molybdate ion transmembrane transporter activity.
AUGGCGACUGUUCUAAGUCACCUGAAACGCGUCCAACAACACAAUGUUGCGACUCUGCGCCGCUCCCCCCUCGCCGAGAUCUCUGGGGCUCUCGGCGACCUGGGAACUCUCCUGCCCUUAAUGAUCGCAUUGGCAGUCCAACGUUCCAUCUACCUUGACAGCACUCUAGUGUUUUCCGGAAUCUUCAACGUCGUGACUGGCGCCGUCUUCGGCAUCCCGCUACCUGUGCAGCCGAUGAAGGCCAUCGCCGCCGCUGCCAUCUCACGGUCCGAAUAUGGCAACAUCCAAACCGUCAUGGCCGCCGGCCAGUGGGUCAGUCUGGCCGUCCUCGUAAUGAGCCUCACGGGCUUGAUCCGCUGGGUCACCAGGAACGUCCCCGUACCCGUCGUGAAGGGCAUCCAGCUCGGCGCCGGCCUCUCUCUUGUGAUGGCUGCCGGCUCCAGCCUGCUCCGGGACCUGCACUGGACGCACCCCGUCGUCGACAACAGGCUCUGGGCCCUCGCCGCUUUCCUCUUGCUCAUCUUCACCCAGAGGCUACCGCGUUUCCCCUACGCGCUGUGCGUUUUUGUUCUGUCUCUCGUCUUCGCCUUCAUCGCCAUCCUCACGGAACGCGACGACGUCCACAUUCUCCGCAUUCCCGACAUCUGGCAGCCUCACUGGUUCCAAUGGGACCUUGACUGGUUCAAGUACAAGCCCCUGUCCAUGGCCAUUGGCCAGCUGCCGCUCACCACCCUCAACUCCGUCAUCGCCGUCAGCGCCCUCGCGGCCGACCUGCUCCCUGAUAUGCCCACCCCGUCAGUAACCGCCAUGGGCAUCAGCGUCGGAGUCAUGAACCUGAUCGGCACCUGGUGGGGCGCCAUGCCCGUGUGCCACGGCGCUGGCGGGCUCGCGGCGCAGUACCGCUUCGGAGCACGCAGCGGCGCAAGCGUCAUCGUCUUGGGCCUGUUCAAAAUCGUCCUGGGUGUCUUCUUCGGGAACUCUCUUAUCGACCUGCUUAAGCACUACCCCAAGAGUCUGCUGGGCGUCAUGGUCAUCGCUGCGGGACUCGAACUGGCCAAGGUUGGGCACAGCCUGAAUCAUGGCGCCUCGGAUCUCUGGGAGAGUUCUGUUGGUAGCGGAGAUGGCGGCUUCACGAGGCAGCAUCGCACGCUCUCGGACAACGAGAGGGCCGAGAGAUGGACGGUCAUGCUGAUGACUACGGCGGGCAUUCUCGCCUUCCGCAAUGACGCUAUUGGCUUUAUUGCAGGCAUGCUGUGUUACUGGGCGUACCGGCUCUCGGACAGGACGCAGAAGUGGUGGGAGAGCAGGAGAUCUCUGAUUGGCGGCGAGACCGCACCGCUUCUGAGUUGA